UAUAGGCAUACGCGGUGCGGUGCUAGGCAAUCCAUCUUGCGUAAUAGUAAAGCGGUUUGCCUAUCUUGAGGCGUUCUAUUCAUUCGUUGCCGGAACAAAUUCGAUAUAACGCUCCAUUCAUUCCUCUUGUUUUUGUGGAAGUAAUAUCUUUCGGUAUAAGAAAUGUUUUUGUGGGUUAAAGCUUGCAGUGCAGUUAUUUUUGGCCGCAGCGUACAUUUACAAAUGUAAAAGUUUUUGUAGCUAUGCUGACGCACAACAAAAACAAGUGGUAAACCAAAAAAAAAUGCCAACUAUUUGUUAACAAACUAACUGGAGCAUUGUCUACAUUUGAACUACCACCUGCUUCUUCAUCUUGCCGUCAUGCCGGUUGAUAUUAAUAGAUUGACAGACGGUUGGCUAGAAUUAGAGAGUGAUCCAGGUCUCUUCACUCUUCUUUUAGAAGAUUUUGGUGUCAAGGGAGUGCAAGUUGAAGAAAUCUAUGACCUUCAAAAAUCUUUAGAAGGACCUGUUUACGGAUUUAUCUUUCUCUUCCGUUGGAUUGAGGAGAGGAGAUCAAGAAGAAAGAUAAUUGAUCAAAGUGAAACUUUCGUCAAAGAUGACGAUGUGGUCAAUAGUAUAUUUUUUGCCCAGCAGAUGGUUCCCAAUAGCUGUGCUACGCAUGCAUUAAUAUCGGUAUUGUUGAAUUGCCCUAACAUACAUCUCGGUGGAACACUGACACGGUUAAAGCAACAUACUUUGGGGAUGUGUCCGGAAAAUAAGGGCUGGGCAAUAGGAAAUACACCAGAGCUAGCUUCUGCUCAUAACUCCCAUGCAAUGCCUCAAGCCAAAAGGAGGAGGGAUAAAUCUAUUGGUGUACCAACUGGACGAUCUACAGGAGAUGCCUUUCAUUUUGUUAGUUACGUUCCAAUCAAUGGAAAACUGUUUGAGCUCGACGGACUUAAACCCUUUCCAAUGGACCAUGGCCCGUGGUCUGAUUCAGAAGAUUGGACAGAAAAGUUCCGUAAGGUCAUUACAGAUAGAUUAGGAAUGUCCACAGGAGAACAAUACCAUGAUAUACGUUUCAAUCUAAUGGCAGUUGUGCCUGACAGAAGACUUGCUCUAACUCAUAAACUGAAAAUGUUAAACACCAACAGACAAAUAGUUUCGGAGGCUCUCCAGCAGGUCACAAAAAUUAAGAAAAAGGGGUUAAAAGACAAAGAAAAUAAAUCUUUGGUAAAAGAUAAAUUGUCUGUAAAAAUUAAGGAGGAAGAGAGCAAUGAUUCUACUUCAGGGGCUGAAGUUACAGAUUCUGACAUUCUCAAUAAUGUAAAAGUUGGAGUGGGAGGGGGAGAUGGUGCUAUCAUCAAAGAGGAAAGCUGUAAAAUGGAAGUUGAUGAGGAAAAGUGUAAGCCACCAAGGGACUACACAACUCCUCUGACUAUCCAAACUUCACUUUCUCCCAGUGUGAGCACAAGUUGUACAUCCAGUACUGAUACAAGUUCAGAAGUGGGAUCAGCAUUUAAUAGUCCAACAACAGGCUGGGGAUGGAACUCUGGUCAAAAUAGCCCAAGUGCAUCAUUAUCACCGUCAGGAAAAGGCCUUGUAUCUCAAAGAUUGAGCUCACUCUCAGUACCUGGUCCUAAACUACUCCCCUCACCUGGCACCUCAAAACCAGUAUCUGAUGAGGCAGGUCAAGAACCUCCAGCCACACAACUAUGUGGCACAACAGUGCCAUACACACCCCAACAGUUCCAGGCACCUCAUGCUUUUGCUCCACAAGAUUUACUUGCUCUUCUCAAAAACCUAGAAGCUGAAAUUAGCGUAUGUCAGGCCAGUUUAAGGGACGAAAAUGAAAAGAGGAAAAAAUACAAGAUUGAUGACAGCCGAAGAAUACACAACUAUGAUGAGUUCAUCUGCACUUUCCUUUCUAUGUUAGCUGAGCAGGGUAAACUGGCAAGUUUGGUUCAGCAACAUCAGCUACACAGCAGUAAAAAAGUGAUGCCCUCCAGGGUAAUGAAGAAGUCUGAGCCCAAAACUCAAACAAUUACCAAGAAAAAGAGAGGGAGAGGGAAGAAAAGAAGAUGAUAUGCAUGGCAUAAGUUUUAUCCACCUUGUAGCUGCUCUGUCAGCUUGUCUUGGUUGCAAGUUUUCAAAGAGUAGCUGAAUGGUGUUUAUGUAAGUGUAACAUUUGGUGGCUGUGAAACAAAGAAUAAAUAUAUCUAUACCGCAAUACAA
Molecule: messenger RNA, 2214 nt
Organism: Frankliniella occidentalis (western flower thrips)
Lineage: Eukaryota; Metazoa; Arthropoda; Insecta; Thysanoptera; Thripidae
Gene: calypso
Product: ubiquitin carboxyl-terminal hydrolase calypso
Exons: 12
Coding region: 361-2064 (567 amino acids)
Biological process (GO): protein deubiquitination; ubiquitin-dependent protein catabolic process
Cellular component (GO): cytoplasm
Molecular function (GO): cysteine-type deubiquitinase activity
Source: RefSeq, a predicted model, not a curated record